This is a messenger RNA of Odocoileus virginianus texanus, 2532 nucleotides long. NCBI's taxonomy places the organism in Eukaryota, Metazoa, Chordata, Mammalia, Artiodactyla, Cervidae. The record is from RefSeq and is a predicted model, not a curated record.
CAGCACUGUAAGCUCAGGGAUGGGACUUCAACGUAGAACAAGGCUAGAACAGGCCUGAGCAAUAGCAGGACCCUCGGGGGGGUUUACCUUUUAGGGGGUUCUGGAAAUCACCUAGGGGAAUGCCCACCACCCGGGACCGACUGGGCCAAGAACACCCCAGGAAUUCUUUGUCUUCAUGCAGCCCACUCCCUAGGAGUCGCUGGGUGUGGCAUACACAAACAGAUUAAUAAAGGCUUAGGGACAAAAAGGAGUUUGAAGUGAAAUACUAGUUGACAAAUGAAAAGGCAGGCUGGGCCAGCAGACAGGCCUUUUGGCGGUGAGGAGGGGUUCUCUGGGAUUGGAAGGGCUCCAGAGAUGGAGAAGGCCAUUGUCCGCGGCAAAGAGAAGGCUUCAGAGCUGCGGCGUGGGCCGCUGUUCCCACUCGGGAAGAGAACCGUCUACAAGAGCGUGUGCCUGUCCCUGGCCUUGCUCGUGGCCGUAACGGUAUUCCAGCGCAGUCUGACCCCUAGCCAGUUUCUGCAGGAGCCCCCGCCAGCCUCCCUCAAGCAACAGAAGGCCCAGAAACCCAGCGGACUCCUGGUGAACCCUGACAGCUUCUGGAAGAGCGCGAAGGAGGCAGUCACCCCAACUCCCGUGGUUUCACGGAGGCCCCAGGCCUGGGACGUGAACACCACUAACUGCUCGGCCAAUGUAAACUUGACCCACCAACCCUGGUUUCAGGGCCUGGAGCCACACUUCCAGCAGUUUCUGUCCUAUCGCCACUGCCGCUACUUUCCUAUGCUUCUCAAUCAUCCAGAGAAGUGCAGUGGUGAUGUGUACCUGCUGGUGGUCGUCAAGUCCAUCAUUGUGCAGCAUGACCGCCGCGAGGCCAUCCGCCAGACCUGGGGCCGCGAGCAGGAGUCGGCGGGCAGGGGCCGCGGUGCAGUGCGCACUCUCUUCCUGCUGGGCAAGGCCUCCAAGCCGGAGGAGCAGUCCCACUACCAGCAGCUGCUGGCCUACGAGGACCGCAUCUACGGGGACAUACUGCAAUGGGACUUCCUUGACAGCUUCUUCAACCUGACCCUCAAGGAGAUCCACUUCCUCAAGUGGCUCGACAUCUACUGCCCUGAUGUCCGCUUUGUCUUCAAGGGCGAUGACGAUGUCUUCGUCAACCCCACCAACCUGCUGGAAUUUCUGGCCGACCGGCGGCCCCAGGAGGACCUGUUUGUGGGCGACGUUUUGCAUCACGCCCGGCCCAUCCGCCGGAAGGAUAGCAAGUACUACAUCCCCGGGAUCUUAUACAGUCAGAACAGUUACCCGCCCUACGCAGGUGGAGGGGGCUUCCUUAUGGCCAGGGGACUGGCCCAGCGCCUACACCACAGCUGCGACACCCUGGAGCUUUACCCCAUCGACGACGUCUUCCUGGGCAUGUGCCUGGAGGUGCUGGGCGUGCGGCCCAUGGCCCACGAGGGCUUCAAGACGUUCGGCAUCUCCAGGAAUCGCAACAGCCGCAUGAACAAGGAGCCCUGCUUCUUCCGCUCCAUGCUUGUCGUGCACAAGCUUCUGCCCACCGAGCUGCUGGCCAUGUGGGAGCUGGUGCAUGGCAACCUCACCUGUUCCCGCAAGCUCCAGGUGCUCUGACCUGGCCCGGGCCGUCAGGAUUGACGAGGAACAUGUGCUCCGGAGUGCCUGCGAGUCACGAGGCUGCAGCUGCAAGGCCAGGGCACCGCCUCUGGUCCCCUGCAGGGAGGUGGAGGGGUGGGCCUUACGUGCCCCUGGGUGUGGUGGGGUGCGGGUGACCGGGACUGAGGCCCGGCCACGUUCCAAAUGGCCCAGACUGGAGACUGGUUCUCUGGCAGCCCUCCUAGCCUGGGUCUGUGGUCUGGCUCCCUCUAACCGGGCGGGAGGCACUGAUGGCCUCUCAAGGAACCCUGUGCUCAGGUACCCGGGCUUGACCUGCCCUCGACGGGUCCAGGGCUGCCCUCUUGUCUUCACAGAGAGGAUCCUCCAGCUUCUGUGAAAUGCCUCAGUCUCCCCGUGGGCUGCUUGGGCAGCCCUUUCAGGAGAAAGCUCAACCCUGUGCAGGCUCACAGGCCUCCCCCCGUCAACGCCUCUGGGGGCUCCUGGAGACCGAGCCGCCCAAGGCCCUCAGCAACCCCCUGCCCCCCCGGGGCCCUGACCCUCCUGGGGUUUGACUGCACAGUCUCUGCUCCCAGGUGGCUUCACUCCUGGCUGCGUCCCGCGCUGCUCUGUCUGGCUCCCGUCUGUCCGGAAGCCAGAGCAGCGGCUCUGACUACCUCAGUGAUCCUCAGAACCUCUGGAUGGGCUGCAGCCCCACCUCACCGCACCCCAGCCCCCACUCCCCUGCCCCCAGACACAGGGCCAGAGAGCCGUGCUCCAGUCCCAGCAGUCCCAGUGCUGCUUCGCAAGGCCUGGCUCCCCCAGUCGGAAACCAGCUGGUCUGACCCUGGAAGGAUAUGCCUCCAUUACUGUGAAGUUUUAUUUAUGAAGAAUUCGGAGGGAGAAGGCGCCAGGCCUCGGAGGGUGGGGGUG